AUGAGGCUCUUUCACAGCUUACCACUCAUCUCAUUCGCCGCCCACUCAUGUGUGGCUGAACCAUCUUCAGAACCCCAAUACGUCUUCAGCAACCCGCCCGUUUCGGAGUCAGGUUAUCGGAUUCCUACCUCGUACGAGUCUGCUGUGCUGGGUCGCCGCAUCUUGGCACUUAGUCCACUCGGCACCGUCGGGACCGUCUUCCCAAGCUCAUCCGAUGGCCACUUCUCCAGCCAGGAGAACCGUCCUGAUGGCCUGGGGGGAAUGCCUCAUGCGCUCAUGGAAUACGUCGCCGACUGUGAGGAUGAGGGGAACCCAACUUUUCUCGCCAUCAACAUCGAGACAUCCUUCAAGAACGUCCGGGACGGUUCCAACAUCAGCCUGUCCCAGCAGUGGACACCACGCUAUCCUCCCGACAAGCGCAUUAAGUCGACUUUGUUUGAUUGGAUCUUUGGGCGUGACAAAUCCGAGGAUACUGUGCCUUAUAGCGCAGCCAACCUGCCGCGCUUUAGUCUGCUGGGCUAUAUCGAGAAGAUCGAUUCCAUGCCCACCGAGGCUCUGGCAUCAUGCUUCGUGAGCAAGCACUCGGAUGCCAAGUAUUGGCUGCCCGGCAACCGCAUCCACUUUUCCGAGUUUGUGCGGCUGGUGGUGACCCAGGUGUACUGGGUGGGCGGUUUUGGUGAUCGAGCUUACAUCGGCUGGAUCCCGGUCGAGGAAUGGAAAAAUGUUACUCGGAAGGAAUGGGAAGCAGUGACGUUGCCAGGUGAGAAGAAGGGCUGGAAGGAGUGGACAGUAGGCGAUCUCUGA
This is a messenger RNA of Anthostomella pinea, 804 nucleotides long. NCBI's taxonomy places the organism in Eukaryota, Fungi, Ascomycota, Sordariomycetes, Xylariales, Xylariaceae. The record is from the annotation of a GenBank genome assembly.